AUGUCGUCCUUUUCCCACCUUGUCCGUUUCGAAAGCGAAGAAGAUGGCGCUGUUUACUUUGCCGAUCUGGGCCCCGAUGCGGAUGGACCGCCGUCGCCCGGCGCAAAGCUCAGCGGCGCCAAAACCAUAGAAGCUCUUGCACAAAAGUCCGAAGAAGACAUUGUUACUGUGCGCCGUCUCCUACCACCUCUGCCUCGAGACGGGCUCCCGAUAUACUGCGUCGGCCUCAAUUACCGAAGUCACGCCAAGGAAGCCAGUCUUGACAUCCCAGCAUGCCCGCCCCUUUGGACGAAGCCAGCCGCGGCGCUUGCGAGCCCCGGAGAGGAAAUCCCCGUCAACGACUUCUGUGCCAAAAGUCUCCUGGACUACGAGGGCGAGCUCGUCUUCGUCACGUCAAAGGACGCCAAAAACGUAUCCGUCUCCGAGGCCAAGAACUACAUCCUGGGAUACACCAUCGGCAACGACCUCUCCUGCCGCAUGUACCAGCUACCGCGCUACUCGGCCGGGCAAUUCUUCUUCGCCAAGGCCUUUGACAAGUUCGCGCCCAUCGGCCCGACGCUCAUCAGCCCGGCCGUCUUCGGGGACGGCUCCUCCUUCGACGUGGUGACCAGGGUCAACGGAGACGUGCGCCAGACGGCCGAGUUCGCGAAGGACCUGAUCUUCAGCCCGGAGAAGAUCCUCAGCCAUAUGAGCCAAGGAACCACCAUCCCGGCGGGCACGGCGGUGAUGACGGGUACCCCGGCGGGCGUCGGGGCGUUCCGCCAGCCGAAGAGCUUUCUACAGGACGGCAAUGUGGUCGAGGUGGAGAUGAAGAAGGUGGGCGUUUUGAGGAACAAGAUCAAAUUUGAGUGA
Molecule: messenger RNA, 852 nt
Organism: Colletotrichum siamense
Lineage: Eukaryota; Fungi; Ascomycota; Sordariomycetes; Glomerellales; Glomerellaceae
Product: Fumarylacetoacetate hydrolase domain-containing protein 2-like protein
Exons: 5
Coding region: 1-852 (283 amino acids)
Molecular function (GO): acetylpyruvate hydrolase activity
Source: RefSeq, a predicted model, not a curated record